GAACUACUUGUACUGCAAACGAGAUUUACAUAUUUCCUUAUAAUUCUCAGCAGCCAAAAUUUACUAUAAAUUGCUCAUUCUGAGCUGUGAAUGUCAUUAGUUCAGUAUCAAGUGUUAACAAAGCACAAACCAACCACAACAAAAUGAAAUUCCUCAUCUGCUUGGCUCUCAUCUUCGCCGUCGCUCAGGCUAACCCCGGUAUCGUGGCUCCAUUGGCUUACUCCGCUGUGCCCAGCGUUGCCACCUAUGCCGCCUCUCCUUAUGCCUAUAGCGCUUAUGCCGCGCCUGCCGUUGCCACCUACUCACAUGUCGCUUACUCAGCUCCAGCUGUGGCCACUUACUCUCACCUCGCUUCUCCAGCUGUGUACAGCGCUCCAGUUGCUCGUGUCGCCGCUGUGGCUCCUGUUGCCUACUCUGCUCCAGUCGUCUCCACUUUGUUGAAGAAAUAGAUAACAAGCUCUGUUGGCUUUUUUAUAAAAAAUAAUUUUCGUUGAUGGACCGUUGAUAAUGAAUAAAUGUUGAUUAAAUUUUAAAUGUA
This is a messenger RNA of Zeugodacus cucurbitae (melon fly), 538 nucleotides long. Its product is annotated as vitelline membrane protein Vm26Ab-like. Bases 144 to 449 code for a protein of 101 amino acids. The transcript is spliced from 2 exons. The record is from RefSeq and is a predicted model, not a curated record. Lineage: Eukaryota; Metazoa; Arthropoda; Insecta; Diptera; Tephritidae.